Messenger RNA from Tripterygium wilfordii, 3163 nucleotides. Its product is annotated as protein ANTI-SILENCING 1-like. The record is from RefSeq and is a predicted model, not a curated record. Gene Ontology annotation, molecular function: chromatin binding; RNA binding. The coding region runs from base 337 to 2664 and encodes 775 amino acids. NCBI's taxonomy places the organism in Eukaryota, Viridiplantae, Streptophyta, Magnoliopsida, Celastrales, Celastraceae. The transcript is spliced from 12 exons.
GUUAUGCAUCAGCUGGUGAUCACUAGUGAAGUCUCACCGCACGGGGAAAGAAAGGAAUCCGAAAAGUAUGAACCUCAUUUGUACGGCCCCGUCUAAUAGAAAAUCACGGCUUCGAAGUUCGAAACUUGUUCAGUUCUAAUCAAAAAUCAAAUUCACUUCAAGAGAGCACCAGGCGAAACACAGGAAUCGCUCAGGCAAUUAAAUUUUUAGGGGUUUGGGGAAGAACCUGAAGAACACACUGCACUCGCAGGCUCUAUUCUCUCUACCAAAUGCUGUUUAUAUUCUCCAAUGUGUUUCAUUGAUUCUCUGUUACCGUGUGAUAGUCCAAAUUAAAGAAUGGAAAGAGUGGAUGAUGGAGAAAAUGUUGAGUUCAGAUGGGGUAAAAAGAGAGGAAUCGGUGGUAAAAAGAAAGAUGUAAGGUUUUAUGAGUCAUUUAAUUAUGAUAAUGUCGAGUAUACUCUCUAUGACUGCGUUUAUCUUUACAAAGAAGGUGAACCUGAGCCAUUUAUUGGUAAGCUUAUAAAAAUAUGGGAGACUAGUGACAAGACAAGGAGAAUCAAGGUUCUUUGGUUUUUCCGUCCUUGUGAGAUACUUAAUUAUCUUGGAGCUGAGGCACCACUUGACAAUGAACUCUUUUUAGCAUCUGGCGACGGCGUAGGGCUGACAAAUAUCAAUCCUUUGGAAGCAAUUGCUGGAAAAUGCAAUGUUGUUUGCAUUUCAAAGGAUGAGCGAAAUCUACAACCUUCAGAUGAGCAGGUACGGUUGGCUGACUUCAUAUUUUACCGUACCUUUGAUGUCGGCCUCUGUGAAAUAUCAGAUAAGAUAAAUGAAAAGAUUGCUGGGAUUGAAGUUAAAUUUAUGUUAAACAGACAGGAUCUUUUGAAGUCUCUUGGUGUUGCAAUUGAAUCAGACAAAAAUACAGUUUGUGGGGAUGCUAUACAAAGGGCUGAUGGUAAAGCUAGAGGGAAUGCUAUACCAAGGGCUGAUGGUGUUGAAAUUGAUUCAGACGAAAAUAAAGUUAGUGGGAAUGCUGUACCAAGGGCUGAAACAGUUAUUUUAUCCAAAAAAGACACAUUGGAAGAACACAGAACUUUGAAGACACAGGAUUCAUUGACUAAAAUGAAGUCUACACUUAGAGAAAAUUAUGGUUCUAGUGUGUAUGUGGAGUCUUCUGAAAUUGACAAAAGGAACGAUUUACCGGCAAAAAUCUCGAGCGAAAAGACCUCCUUGAAUUCUAAAGCGAAAGAAAAUGCAGAUCUGAAAGUUUCGUUGGAUAAACAAAAAUCAAUCCCCCAAAAGGCUGCUAGUGUAGGUGUACAGUCGGGUGAAGUUACAACGACUAAUGAUAGGCUGGGAAAUACUUCUGGUGAGAAAACCAAUACAAGGUUGAAUGUCAAUGAAAAUUCUGAGCAGAAAGCUUCAUCAAUUAAGCAGAAAUCUCCAGUUGGAGAAAAGCCUUCAUCUAAUGUGGCUGUGAAGUUAACUGAAAAGGAUUCUGAUAUACGAGAAAACAUGGAUGAAAGAGCCACAUCAAGCUUUAAAGUUGAUUGCAACAGAAAUCAGGGUAAAGUUUGCAAAGUCAUUGUUAAUGAGGUUGAUGAUGAAAACAAGGUAAAUUCUACUGGGAAUUUAGAUAUAUUGGAAUGUAGGCCAUCGAAGAGGCCAAAGCUUGACAAUCCUGUGAAAGUAUUCGAGGAGAAGAACGAGAAUCAUGUACAAAACCUUGGUCAUGAUCCCAAAACAAAAGCCUCAACAAAAGGUGCUCCUAUUUCCGAAGAAAAAUCUAAAUCUAAACCUUCAAAGACUGAGAAUAGCUCGUCCAAUAAGCCAAAAGUCGAGGAGAAGCUUCCAGCGCAGAGUGAUGGCAAGUUGCCUAAAGCAACAUCUUCUAGACAACCUUUGGAGGAAGAAAAAACUAUAAAGCCCCAAAGGGUAGUAAUCUCCCAAAUCGCAAAGAUCGAGAAUGGACCUUUCAAGAAGCCAAAACUCGAUGAGAAGCAUGAUGGAAAGUUGCCUAAAGAAUCUACUAAACAACCUUUGGAUGAAGAAAAUACAAUUGAUCAUCAAGUAGUCGAAGCCAAUCGAAGACCGGAUGUUGACAGAAGAAAUUGGUUCAAAGAGCUUCCCUGGGAAGAAAGAAUGCAAACUGCAUAUAAGCAAGGAACUCUUGUCCUGCUUGAAAAUUUGGAUCCAGCUUAUACUUCAGUAGAGGUAGAGGAUAUAGUUUCACGAGGCUUUAAGACAAGUUGCACAGCUAAAAUGAUUCAGCAGACCGCAUAUUCUAGUCCUCAUUUUGGUCAAGCUCUUGUUAUAUUCAAAACAAAGGAAGCGGCACAAGAACUUGUUAGAAAAUUACAUAAGGGUUGCUUAUUGAUAUGUAAUGAGAGGCCUCUUGUUGGCAGAAUUGUGAAUCCUUCCUUCCCAGGAAAGCAGUCAACCUUUGUCGGUCAUCUUGUUAUUGAUAAACUUAGAGCCCAAAUGCAACGAGAGAUGAAAGAAGCUGUAUCUACCUCACAUUGUUCUCAGCCUAACACCCUUGAAUAUGAUAUGGCCAUGGAAUGGUGCUUACUACAGGAAAGAUGGGACUGCACAUGGAAGAAGUUGCAUCAGCAACAAGGAAAGGAGUUGGAAGAAUUAAAGUCCAAUCUCAAGCUCAGAUUAUGAUCUUUCUUUGUUCAUUUGCUGAUAUGGUCAGUAUCUUCCAUGCAACAAGAUAUCCUCUGUGUCUGUGCCUAUGCGUGGUGGAAUUUUUCGUCUGACUAUACGACUGUAAUCUUCAAUGCUCUGUGACUGGCUGAUUUUGUUGCUGAGACAAAUGGACAGAUGAUUGUGGUGGAUGCCUUGUCACAUGGAAUCAUAUCAAAAUUUUGGUUUAGUGCAUGCCUAUAUGUUUUGGAAUCAGUUUUAAGGGUGUCACUCCCCGAUAUAGAUGUCAAGUCUCUGUUCUGUUGUCUCAUUUGCGUUGGCUGAUUCACCUUUGUUUUUUUUUUUUGAUACAGAUGAUCUGUAAAUCUGUCAUGUAUUAUGUUGAUUGUAUAUAAUGGUUAGAGUUAUGGUAUCUAUCGGUCUUUUGGCCAUGCAUAUUCUCUACUCUAUUGUUUCUACAUCUCACCAGUAAUCCCCGUUUUAAGUUUGGGGAAGUCAAUAAUUUCUUUUCCUCUUU